Messenger RNA from Cordyceps militaris CM01, 2253 nucleotides. Its product is annotated as DNA/RNA helicase, DEAD/DEAH box type. Gene Ontology annotation, molecular function: nucleic acid binding; ATP binding; RNA helicase activity. Gene Ontology annotation, cellular component: nucleus. NCBI's taxonomy places the organism in Eukaryota, Fungi, Ascomycota, Sordariomycetes, Hypocreales, Cordycipitaceae. Gene Ontology annotation, biological process: ribosome biogenesis. The record is from RefSeq and is a predicted model, not a curated record. The transcript has a single exon. The coding region runs from base 1 to 2253 and encodes 750 amino acids.
AUGGCGGACGAUGGCAUGCUACUAAACUUUGACUUUGGGAGCGUUCCCAUAAAGCCCCUGGUCAAAUUCAAAGGCGGUCGUUGGCGAGACAGAAAACAGGCUGAGCGAGGCGCUCGACCUCCUGGUGCAGACGGUAGCCCGCCCGCGCGACGCCCUCCGAGGGAUCCUAGGGAGCGCUUCGACGACUCCAACCGACCUUUUAAACGCCGCAGAGCCGACGCAGGUGAUGAGCCUGCCGCCAACCACCAACCAAACACCCGACCCAGUCAUAUCAAAAUCGAGCACGGAGGGCUCAGGCCACCUUUUGACAGCCGCAGAAAUGGCCCCGGCAGCGGCAAUAAGGGCACCAAGCAAGUGGUCUCGAGUCUCUUCAGCUUCAAUCCUGAGCAGAAAACAGUUUUUGAGGACGAGGAGUGGUCGGCCCCGACCCCUACCAACGCGCCGCUCGCCGACGUGGCCAACUUUGGCACACUCACACUCUCGUCCCGACUGGUCGAGGAGCUCAGCAAGAUGAGCCUGGAGCGCCCGACUGCGAUCCAGCAAAAAGUCAUUCCGCACAUGAUUACCGGCAGCGCCGACGCAUUUGUGCAGGCCGAGACCGGUUCCGGAAAAACAUUUUCAUAUCUCCUACCCAUCCUUCACCGCGUGCUGCAGCUCAGCGCGCAAAACGACGGCAAGCAGGUGCACCGCGAUUCCGGCCUCUUUGCCAUCAUUGUGGCGCCGACCCGCGAACUGGCCAAGCAGACACAUACGGUCCUCGAACAGCUCAUCAGGCCCUUCCCCUGGCUCGUCUCGACGGCCAUUACUGGUGGCGAGUCCAAAAAGGCAGAAAAGGCGCGCAUCCGCAAGGGCGUAAACUUCUUGGUCGCCACACCGGGUAGAUUGGCCGAUCACAUUGACAACACACAGGCCUUGAGCCUCGAGACCGUCCGAUGGCUCAUUCUCGACGAAGGCGAUCGGCUGAUGGAUCUUGGAUUCGAGGACGAUCUUCAAAAGACGAUUGACGCGCUUCGUGACGUUGAGAUAGCCAAGGAGACCAGUAACGGAACAUCACUAGCCACACUUCCUGACCGCCGGGUCUCGAUUCUCUGCUCCGCCACCAUGAAAAUGAAUGUGCAGAAGCUGGGCGAGAUGAGUUUGGCCGAUGCUGUUUUUCUCUCUGCCGACAAGGGUGAGAUGACCGCCGACGAGAACAUUGAGCACAAGGCUCCUGCGCAGCUUCAUCAAUCCCACGUUAUCGUACCAGCGAAGCUCAGAUUAGUCACCCUCGCUUGCUAUCUCAAAUCCAUAUUCUCUCGCAAAGGGCAUACGAUGAAGGUAAUCGUCUUCAUGUCCUGCGCCGAUGCCGUCGAUUUUCACUACGAACUAUUGCGGAACCCGAAUGACACCGAAGCACCGCCAGCACAACCAAAUGACCUGGAAUCAGUCUCCAAAACUGUGGCCAGAGCAGCAUACCUCACUUCUCAAGCUAGCCCCGAGGUCAUCCUACACAGGAUGCACGGUUCCCUUACUCAAUCCGUCCGAUCAGCCACUUUGCGCACAUUCUCCGCUUGCAAGCUGCCUUCGGUAUUGAUCACGACGGAUGUAUCCUCGCGAGGUCUCGAUAUUCCAUCCGUGGACCUCGUCAUCGAAUACGAUCCAGCCUUUAGCUUUGCCGACCACAUUCACCGUAUAGGCCGAACUGCUCGUGCCGGUCGCGCCGGUGAGGCCAUGCUCUUCCUGCUCCCCGGCUGCGAGGAGGGCUACGUCGAGCUCCUGCGCGCCUCGGGCACCCCCACCGCGCACUCCUACGAGGCGAUCCUCCAAAAGGGACUCAUGUCCAAGCUCGAGUUCCCGGUCCAGACGUCGGCCAAGCUGACCGAGGGGCAGACAUACCACGAAAAGGCCGAGACAAUGCAGCUGCACUUGGAGCAGCGCCUGCUCGAGGACCCCAGGCGCCUCGAGCUGGCCCGCAACGGCUUCAAGUCCCACAUCCGCGCCUACGCGACGCACACCAAGGAAGAACGCGGUCACUUUAACAUGGCAGAGCUACACCUGGGUCACACCGCCAAGAGCUACGCCCUGCGCGAGCCGCCGCGGGGCGUCGGCUCCGGUAUCGACAGAAAGGUGCGCAAGGGCGGCAAGAAGGGCCAUGCGCCGGGGCCCAAGAACGACGACCAGGAGCAGCCGGUGAACGAGGGCGCGGCGAGGAGCCUCCUGAGAAAGAAGGGCAUGAUGCUGAUGACGGGCGCGGACGAGUUCAAUAUUGGGUAG